AUGGCUGCAAUAGUAAAACUUGUUCCCGGGAAGUGUUCGCAGGACGCGCUAGGCACGAAUCGGAAGAAGUUCGAUACUGAAUGUCUCAUUUUAUCGGAUAAAUUGGAUAGCAAAGCAGAGUUACGGAAAAGUAUGAUGGCGUGUUCUUACCUGAGUACUACAGGCAUGUCGUCGGAGGCGUCGGGAGCUGCUUGCUGGACACCACCCGCAAUGGGGUGUAUGGCUCCAGAAAUGGAGGGGCCAUCGAGCAUGCAGCCACCGAUGUAUCUUCGUCCGCAAACUGUUCCAUUGAGCUUGCCACCCGCGCCGUUGACGCUGUGUCCUGGUCCCUCGCAAGAGCCCGCUCUGGACCUUUCAACGUCUACAGCUCUCAAGUCCCGUCUACCGUCUCCGCCAAGUGACGACGAGGCAGAGUGA
Arctia plantaginis is the source of this 417-nucleotide messenger RNA. The record is from the annotation of a GenBank genome assembly. NCBI's taxonomy places the organism in Eukaryota, Metazoa, Arthropoda, Insecta, Lepidoptera, Erebidae.